Molecule: messenger RNA, 304 nt
Organism: Funneliformis caledonium
Lineage: Eukaryota; Fungi; Glomeromycota; Glomeromycetes; Glomerales; Glomeraceae
Source: the annotation of a GenBank genome assembly
AGAUAAAAGAGGGUUUCAAGUAGAUUAUCAUGAUAUUCAAUUAACGGUUCUUAUAGAGGUUUAUAUUACUUCACAAAUAGUUACUGUUAUCCGUCAUAUGACAACUUUGUUUGCAUCAAAAAAAGAAAUAGCUGCGCCAAUUUACACGAAAAUCAUCGAAAUCAAUAACGCGAAAGGUCAUUUGACAACAAUAAACUCAUUUACAUUUCCUUUCAUGUCAGCAAAUAAGAAUAAAACGUUUGCCGUUUCUCCUUUCCCAAAUUCGGAAAUACCUAAAAGAGGAUUUAGUUUAAAUAAAUACCAG